Molecule: messenger RNA, 1371 nt
Organism: Prunus persica (peach)
Lineage: Eukaryota; Viridiplantae; Streptophyta; Magnoliopsida; Rosales; Rosaceae
Product: TMV resistance protein N-like
Exons: 2
Coding region: 52-1371 (439 amino acids)
Biological process (GO): signal transduction; defense response
Molecular function (GO): ADP binding
Source: RefSeq, a predicted model, not a curated record
CAAAUUAGAAAAUAGGUACCUUCUUAUAACAACUUAUUCUUUGAUCAGAGUAUGGCUCAUCUGGCCAACCAACAAGGACAUCCUUCUUUUUCUUCUUCUACUACUACUAAUUUUUUCACUCGUGAUCCAUGGACAUAUGAUGUGUUUUUGAGUUUUAGAGGUAAGGACACACGCACCAAUUUCACAGAUCAUUUGUACAAGGCCUUGUCCGAUAAGGGGAUCUACACCUUCAUUGAUCGUGAGCUUAUUGGAGGAGAAAAAAUCUCACCAUCACUUCUCAAAGCAAUUGAAGAGUCACAGAUUUCUCUCAUUGUCUUCUCUGAAAACUAUGCAUCCUCACGCUGGUGCUUGGAUGAACUCGUUGAGAUCCUUCGAUGCAAAACAUCAACGAAACAAAUAGUUUGGCCCAUUUUUUACAAAGUGGAUCCGUCGCAUGUACGAAACCAAACAAAUAGUUUUGGUGAUGCAUUUGCUGACAUUAACUGCAGAUUUAAGGAUAGUACGGAGAAGGUGCAAAGAUGGAGAAGCGCUCUUAGACAAGCAGCAAGUUUGAAAGGAUAUACUUGCAAGGCGGGAGAGUCUGAAGCUACAUUUAUCAACCACAUCGUUGAAGAGAUCUUAAUCGUAGUAUUGAACCGCACAUUUUGGAAUGUGGCCAAGUACCCAGUUGGAAUUCAGUCUCAUGUACAAGAUGUGGAAAUGCUUUUGGAUGUUGGUGGGAAUGAUCGUUUCAUGGUUGGGAUAUGGGGGGCAUCUGGAAUAGGCAAGACAACAAUUGCAAAAGCUAUAUGGAAUGAAAUUGCCCAUAAGUUUGAAGGAAGUUGUUUCUUGCCAAAUGUUAGAGAAAAUUCAAUGCCACAAUAUGGAGGCUUAAUCCAACUACAGGAGACUCUCCUUCAAGAGAUUCUUGGUGGUAAAAAGUUGAAAAUUGCCAGUACUGAUAAAGGUAUCUCUAUUAUACAUAAACUAUUGAGGCCUAAAAAGAUUCUCUUAAUUCUUGAUGAUGUGAAUCAGUUGGAGCAAUUAGACAACUUGGCUGGAGUUGGUUGGUUUGGUGAGGGUAGUAGAGUCAUCAUAACUACACAAGAUAGCGGAUUGCUAAAAUGUCAUGGAAUUGAGUUGAUAUACGAGGUCCAAAAGUUAUUUGACUACCAAGCUCUUGAACUUUUCAGUUUGAAUGCCUUCGGAAUAAAAGAACCGCCAAAUGAUUAUUUGGAACUCGCACAACGAGCAAUAGCCUAUGCUCAAGGCCUUCCACUAGCUAUAACACUUUUAGGUUCCCAUCUUCGUAAUAAAGGUAUACAUCGUUGGCAAACUAUAUUAGAUGGUUACGAAGGAGAACCUUAUUUAGGUAUUCAGAAAAUACUUUGA